AUGGAAUUUAUCUUAAAAUUUACAGCUUUAGUAAUUUUUACAAAUGUUUUUGGGGUAGCUGCGGCUAAGAAAUCAAAUAAGCUUUUUGAUGAAGAUGUUCCCGUCAGUCCAAAAGCAGCUGAAUGUGUUUUUGACAAGCAACGGUAUGAAUUGGGCUCUCUUUGGACUCCUGAUCUGGGACCACCAAUAGGUAUUCUGUCAUGCAUGAGAUGCAAAUGUGUACCGUUCCAAAAGAAAAGAAGAAUAGUUGCCAGAGUCCAUUGUCACAGUAUAAAAGAACAAUGUCCAAAACCAAAAUGCGAAGAGCCAAUCAUGCUUCCAGGAAGAUGUUGUAAAAUUUGCCCUGGAGAUUUAAGCCCAGAAACAGCUCAAGAUAUUCUUCCACAGAAUAUUGUAGAAAUAGAACAAAAUACGAACAAACAUUUUGUGUCCUUACUGACCUCGCUUAAAGCAAAUUCCUUGAAUGAAACUAGUUUGGUAGCCACUGGUAGAUUCUCCUUCAAAGAAAAUAGCCUCUACUAUUCCUUCUAUACUUCAGAAAAAGCUGGAAGACCUCAAAAAUUACAAUUUAUCGAUACCCAAGGAAAUAUUCUGGAAGAAUUCUCUAUUUUCAAUUCUACCAACAACCCCUCUUAUCAAGACGCGCCUCAGAAAAUCUGCGGAGUAUGGAGAAGAUUGCCUAAAGGCUACCAAAAAAUGCUGAGGCAGGAAAAAAUAUAUGCAGUGUUAGUGUGGAAAACUAAAGGUCAGGAGCUUACUAUAAGUGGCUCUGUCAAGAAAAAUAAUGCAUUGGAAUCAGAAUUGCUAAGUUCUUUACUGAAACCGGAACCUACCUCAAACAGUAUAGGAGCAGCAGGUACCGCAAUGGUAUCACUCAUUACAAACUCGACCGUUAAAAUUUCAGUAAUUUUCAAUGGCCUAUUCAUGCCUUCGGAAAUAGCCAAUGUUCCAAUUAAAAUAACUCUAUCCCUGAAAAAGCAUCUUGUUUUUGAAGAAACUAUAAACAUUUUAAAACCAGCCAGUGAUCUGAAUACCAUCGAAUUCAAUGUAAAAAUGUCUGAAGACAACUUUACACGUUUGACUAAAGGAGAGAUGAUAUUGAAUAUUGCAUCUGUUUCCAAUCCACAGCAACUAAAAUUAAGUGGAAACAUAAUGACAAGAGCUACAUGCGAAAUGUUUCAGGCUACACUAGCUUCAUCUGAGCCAGGCAUGUCCUGGCUUUAUUUGAACAAUGCUGGCUCUCUGAUUUACAACGUUUAUAUCGGCAAUAGCUCUCAACCUAACGCUAGUCUUGUACAUGCUAACUCCAAAACCAUGACUGAAGAUACAAGUUUGACUCUCAAGGUUCAAGAAAAUGGCUGGGCUAAUGGUACAAUGGAUAAAGUAACUCCAGAAGUUCUUCAAUCAUUAUAUGCGGGUGAUUUGUCUAUUAAUGUAGCUACAUCUAGUCAAAAAAAUAUAGAAGGAAGACUAAAUGUAAAGUAUAUGGAUGAAGCUAGAGACUCUGCAGCACCAGUUUUGUUGAAAGAGCAGAGCUCCCUAGCAAUGAAUAGUCUUGGAAUGGCUUGGGUAUCUGUAGACAGCGACUGCUACUUACAUUACGAUGUUUCGCUUGAGGGCCUUAAAAGUGACCGCAAAUUGGAGCUCUGGAUGGAGUUGUACCCUAUCAUUGCACCUGGAGCGCCAUUUAUCAAUAAACCACUGGAGUCCUUCCAAGGUACAUCCAUAGAAGGCUCUCCCGUUGAGGUGCUUACCAGAGAUGAAUUGAGUAUGCUGGAGAAUGGAGUUAAUUAUUUAAAAGUAAAGGAUGCUGGUAGCGAAGUGGUUUUGCUUAUGGCAACUGUAGUUAAGGUUCCUAUCCCUGCCUCCUGCACGCCGUAUAAUUCAUUAGACAAGACGGUUUUCCUGGACGACCUUCCGGAAGUUGUACAGUCAGACAAAUGUUUCUUUGAAGGCAAGUUUCACAAGAACGAAGAAAUCUGGGUUCCAGCAAACAACUCUUGCCAAAUGUGUUUCUGCCAAAAUGGAAAAGCCAGGUGUGACUUGACGACAUGUCCCGAACUCAGUUGCACAUUUGGUAGAAAAACUAUUGUGGAAGGAGAAUGCUGUCCUGUUUGUACCAACGAUUCUAUGAUUGUUUCUAGCGCGAAAGGACCAAAGUGUGUUUUGAAUGGAAAAUCAUAUCUCUCAGGUUCCAAAUUCCAUCCAUUUCUCUUGCCAAUUGGAUUCGAUUUGUGCACUGAAUGCUACUGCGACCACCAACAAUACCAAAUCAAAUGCAUUCGGUUGACUAAUACCGAAAAGUGCGGCAACAGAAAGAAUGUGGACAUUAACGAUCCAUUUUCUGAUGACUUCAUGGAAAAAGUUAGAAAUCCUCAAAUCACACAAAAGGAAAACCCUGCUGUCAAAGUUCUAUCAGAAGGAGGCUGCAAGAAUCCCAUAAACGCUAAUAAACCCUAUAUUAAUGGAAGCAAAUAUCAUCCAUUUAUAGAUUCCUUGGGAGAGUACAAAUGUGUUACUUGUAAAUGUCAGGAUGGUAAUGCCCAGUGCAGCAGACAACAUUGCGACAAGUCCACAUGCAAGCAAAUGUAUGAAAUAAAAAGAAAAAAAGGAAAAGUCAAUGCAUCUGAGUUUUGUUGCUCCUUGAAGGAUUGCAGAAAGAUGCGAUACAAAAAGAAAGCAAAUUAG
Messenger RNA from Ceutorhynchus assimilis (cabbage seed weevil), 2688 nucleotides. NCBI's taxonomy places the organism in Eukaryota, Metazoa, Arthropoda, Insecta, Coleoptera, Curculionidae. The record is from the annotation of a GenBank genome assembly.